AUGUCUCAAAACACUCCAGGAGCUGUCCAGGGAGCCCUCGCCAGCCUAUAUGGUUUUCUAAAUGCAGACUGCGAGUUCACAGGAAAGCGUGUGGGAAUAAUCGUUCUUGAGUUCAUGAUAUAUAAAAGGAAAUUAGAAUUUGACGCUGAGAAUAAAUCCUCAGACAAAAAAUCCUCAAUUGGUAAAUCCUCAUUUAACAAAUCCUCAUUUAACAAAUCCUCAUUUAACAAAUCCCCAAUUAACAAAUCCUCAAUUAACAAAUCCCCAAUUAACAAAUCCCCAAUUAACAAAUCCCCAAUUAACAAAUCCUCAGUUAACAAAUCCCCAAUUAACAAAUCCCCAAUUAACAAAUCCCCAAUUAACAAAUCCCCAAUUAACAAAUCCCCAAUUAACAAAUCCUCAGUUAACAAAUCCUCAUUUAACAAAUCCCCAAUUAACAAAUCCCCAAUUAACAAAUCCCCAAUUAACAAAUCCUCAGUUAACAAAUCCCCAAUUAACAAAUCCUCAUUUAACAAAUCCCCAAUUAACAAAUCCCCAAUUAACAAAUCCCCAAUUAACAAAUCCUCAUUUAACAAAUCCCCAAUUAACAAAUCCUCAGUUAACAAAUCCUCAUUUAACAAAUCCCCAAUUAACAAAUCCCCAAUUAACAAAUCCCCAAUUAACAAAUCCCCAAUUAACAAAUCCUCAUUUAACAAAUCCCCAAUUAACAAAUCCUCAGUUAACAAAUCCUCAUUUAACAAAUCCCAUUAA
Molecule: messenger RNA, 750 nt
Organism: Penaeus monodon (black tiger shrimp)
Lineage: Eukaryota; Metazoa; Arthropoda; Malacostraca; Decapoda; Penaeidae
Product: repetitive proline-rich cell wall protein 2-like
Exons: 4
Coding region: 1-750 (249 amino acids)
Biological process (GO): negative regulation of protein sumoylation
Molecular function (GO): calcium ion binding
Source: RefSeq, a predicted model, not a curated record